UCAUCGUUGCCGUCGUCACUACCACCACUACUACCAUCAUCACCACCAACACUACCACCGUCAUCGUCGCGUCGCCACGCGACGCGUCGCGAUUCUCAUCGCGGCGAAGCCACCACGCGUGCAUGCGAAUUCGCGUCUUCGCGCGCGCCCCGUGCAACAACACACUGCCCCGCUGUUCGAGUACGCGGUCGAUAGCUCGGGGAAACUCCGACUUUUGAGUACGUUGCACUUUCCCCGCGGGGAAAUACGGGACUAGGACCGUUGGUAGCGGCGCGGUUUUCAUCUUUUAGGCGGAACACAGCGACCCGAUUUUCUUAUCUUGCGACGGAUACGCGGUGGUUUUCCUUUUUCUUUUAUUUAACGAGUGUCACGCGUAUAAAUGAUUUAAACGUCCCUAAUAGCGCAGCGCGCGCAGAAAUUUUGACGACUAACGAUUCUGCGGACCAACCGAUCGUCUGUGAUAUUUCGAGGAGAAUCUCGUUGAGUACUUUCACGAGAGAACUCGACACAUCGAAGCGCGCGACUUCGCUAAGGGGAUUUCAGACUCGCAGGGGACCAAAGCAACCGAGCUGACAACAUUGCCGUUUCGCGCUCGAACCUGCACGACCAAGCGACACGAUGUUCAACCUCUACCAGAGCCUAAACAAGAAGGAUGACAACGACGGGCCAAAGGGCCGCGAGUCGGAGGUGACCGGUCAUGACCGGUUCUGUCAACACCGCAAUGGCAGUUCGAGCAGCCGUCGACGACGUCGCGCCGUCAGCCGCAGGACCCAGAGUGCCACUGAAUUAAACGCCAGGGCGAUGAUGUCGGCGCGGGGCUCACUGCGACGCGGCCGCAGCGUGAGCACCGAAGACGACGAGAGCGAGGACGACAAGGGUCAUCAGCUGGCGAACAAGCUCGACAACCUGGCGAAGUUGCUCUUUAGCCGGGUGUCGGCGGCGCGAGGAUACAAGGACCAGGGUGACGUCAAGAACGGCCGUUACACGGCACUGAAUCACGGGUCGAAGGUAGCCGAGGACGGGGUCGAGUAUGUGGAGAUGGAGAAGAGAUCCAGAGAUCGUGCUUUAUCAAUCUGCCGGGAUUACAUCGAGAAAACGCCGCGUUUCGCCCUCAUCAAGCAACUCAAUAACAUCGGAUCAAGGAUGGACAAGUACUGGUUCAUGGUGAGGGAUACAUCGCUGAAGACCGACAGGCUGCUGACUCUGGUGCCGUUGAAUAUGAAUUGCCCGCUGAGUGUGUGCCCGUCCACCAAGGAUAUUCUAAACCACCUGUUUUUAGCCUUGCAACACCCCUAUAUCUGCCCUGUGUUCACUGUCGAUUUCGUCGAGUACGAGGACCAAACGUACAUAGUUUUGGUGCAGCCGAUCAAUCAAGGUAGCCUCAAGGAUCUGGUAUACAACGUCGAGCGAAAUUGCUGGAAUGAAGACUGGAGUCACAAGUACGCGUCGCGAGGCAAAGGACUGACCUUACCGCAGGUGCAACGAAUGGGACGUCAGAUAUUGGAAGCGCUGAUUUUCCUGAAGGAACGCGGAUUCCCCACGGUGACGCAUUUGCAUUCGGGAAACGUGGUGAUCCAGAACGGCGUCGCGAGGCUAGCCGGCUUGGAGAAUACUCUUCUGGGCUUCACCAGCCGCAUACAUCCCAUCGUCACGUCCCGAUUAACGCAGUCCAGCUCGAUCGAUAUCAUAUGUUUCGGACAUAUGCUGUUUGAAAUGUGCGCCGGCUACGAGCUGUGCACCUUCAGACCAUCUGCCGUCCAGUUGUCAGACAUCGAGAUGUAUCCGCAGGUAGUGAGAUUUCUGGAAUUAAUAUUCGCGGAAUCAGACAAUCACUUCACCAGCAUAGAAGAGCUGCUUAUCCACGAUCUCUUCAGGAACAUCGACUUACGCGAAAUGCGAUGUGCGGCUGUAACGGUAUUUCGUCCAACGCUGACACCCUCCAUAAUAAGCCUGCUCGAUGGCAUUAAACGGCAAGACGCUGGUAAAAGAAUCGCGAGCGUCGACAAUGCGGACAUGACGUCACUGAGGAGCCUCGAUUACACCGACGACUCUCUACUCACGCAGAUAUACAACGAGCUUUCACAAACAGCUUUAUAAUGUGGGAACAAAGUUCUAUACAUACAUACAUACAUAUACAUGUGUGUGUGUGUGUGUGUGUGUAUAAUACAUAUACACUAUAUAUUUUAUCUUGAGUAAGAAUGCACGUUCCUAUUGUACCUUGCAAUAUGCCAAGGAAUAAAUGAUUAUCCCGUCGCUAA
Molecule: messenger RNA, 2258 nt
Organism: Harpegnathos saltator (Jerdon's jumping ant)
Lineage: Eukaryota; Metazoa; Arthropoda; Insecta; Hymenoptera; Formicidae
Gene: Slob
Product: Slowpoke binding protein
Exons: 10
Coding region: 619-2097 (492 amino acids)
Source: RefSeq, a predicted model, not a curated record